Messenger RNA from Eruca vesicaria subsp. sativa (arugula), 953 nucleotides. The record is from the annotation of a GenBank genome assembly. Lineage: Eukaryota; Viridiplantae; Streptophyta; Magnoliopsida; Brassicales; Brassicaceae.
AAGCGCCCUUGGUUUCAGACAAGAGAACCGCACUGUAAUGGCAAUCCCAAUGGCAAUGGCCACGCCUACAGAUUCCUUGAGCAGAGUUUGGAACAUGUCAUCUCUCAAAUCAUCUCUUCCCUCCUCCGCUGUAACUUGCCGUCUACCUUCCCCAUCUUCUCGGCGUCCUGUCCUCGUCUCUUCUCCAUCACCGCGUCUUCCUUCUUUCUCCGGUCUAUCUCCGGUUAACCCUCUAAUCUCAACCGGUCUUCCAGGCUGGCAAAGCUUCGAGGACGGGUUCAAGAUCAUCGACGGUGGCGGUCGUGUGUACGCGAUGAGACACGGGAGAAGAGUCCCGAAGCUGAACAGACCACCAGACCAGAGGAAAGCUCUCCUCCGUGGACUCACGACGCAGCUGUUAAAGCACGGGAGGAUCAAGACGACUCGAGCCAGAGCUAGUGCGAUGAGGAAGUUUGUGGAUAAGAUGAUCACUCUCGCUAAGGACGGGUCUCUGCAUAAGAGGAGACAAGCGUUAGGGUUUAUCUACGAGAAGCAGAUUGUUCACGCGUUGUUUGCUGAGGUUCCGGAUAGGUAUGGGGAGAGGAAUGGAGGGUACACGAGGAUUAUUAGGACUCUUCCGAGGAGAGGUGAUAAUGCUCCUAUGGCGUAUAUUGAGCUUGUUUAAGAGGUUAUCGUUGUCUUUUUGUUCUUGUUCAAAAGGUAGACUAUUUGCUUUGUAAUGUUGAGCAAGUUGUUUAUUAUGCAGAUAUGAGAUUUUAUUUGUUUGGUGUUUAUUGAGCUGCAAAAUCGACUUGGUAAAUGAGUUGGUCUUGUUAGAGUUAGAGUUUUGACUUAGUCAUAGUAGAUGGAACAAGCUUUGAGAAUGUAGGAGCCGUUCUGAUUUAAUAGCUGGUUGCUAUUUGAAGGCCACUCCGAUAGAUUAAUUAUUCGGAUUUUAGUUUCAUCAUUGCAAC